Marmota flaviventris (yellow-bellied marmot) is the source of this 2939-nucleotide messenger RNA. RefSeq names its product DCN1-like protein 3. Gene Ontology annotation, cellular component: ubiquitin ligase complex. The record is from RefSeq and is a predicted model, not a curated record. Gene Ontology annotation, biological process: protein neddylation. Gene Ontology annotation, molecular function: ubiquitin-like protein binding; ubiquitin conjugating enzyme binding; cullin family protein binding. NCBI's taxonomy places the organism in Eukaryota, Metazoa, Chordata, Mammalia, Rodentia, Sciuridae.
AGAGGAGGCGGCGGCAGUGGUGGAAGAAGAGGCGGCGGCGGCGGGGGUAGGGAACCUGGAAACGCGAACGGGGAUGGUAGGUGGUUUGGACCCGCCGAGCCGCCGUCGUUUCCAGAAAGGGUUUGACUGGAGGAACCUCUGGAGCAGCUGUUGGCUGGCUCCUCUGGCUGAUGGCAUGUUGAGGUACAUGGGCCAGUGGCAGCGAGGGCAUCCAAUCCAGAGGGGGCCACUCUAGAGGCCAGGCCACCACCACCAUGGGCCAGUGUGUCACCAAGUGCAAGAAUCCCUCAUCAACCUUGGGCAGCAAGAAUGGAGACCGGGACCCCAGCAGCAAGUCACACAGCAGGCGAGGGGCAAGCCACCGUGAGGAACAGGUGCCACCCUGUGGUAAGCCAGGUGGGGACAUCCUCGUCAAUGGGACCAAGAAAGCCGAAGCUGCCACUGAAGCCUGCCAGCUGCCAACAUCCUCCGGAGAUGCUGGGAGGGAGUCCAAGUCCAAUGCUGAGGAGUCUUCCUUGCAGAGACUGGAAGAACUGUUUAGGCGCUACAAGGAUGAGCGGGAGGAUGCAAUUUUGGAGGAAGGCAUGGAGCGCUUUUGCAAUGACCUGUGUGUCGACCCCACAGAAUUUCGAGUGCUGCUCUUGGCUUGGAAGUUCCAGGCUGCUACCAUGUGCAAAUUUACCAGGAAGGAGUUUUUUGAUGGCUGCAAAGCAAUAAGUGCAGACAGCAUUGACGGGAUCUGUGCACGGUUCCCUAGCCUCUUAAUAGAAGCCAAACAAGAGGAUAAAUUCAAGGAUCUCUACAGGUUUACAUUUCAGUUUGGCCUGGACUCUGAAGAAGGGCAGCGGUCACUGCAUCGGGAAAUAGCCAUUGCCCUGUGGAAACUAGUCUUUACCCAGAACAAUCCUCCUGUGUUGGACCAAUGGCUAAACUUCUUAACAGAGAACCCCUCGGGGAUCAAGGGCAUCUCCCGGGACACUUGGAACAUGUUCCUUAACUUCACUCAGGUGAUUGGCCCCGACCUCAGCAACUACAGUGAAGAUGAGGCCUGGCCAAGUCUCUUCGAUACCUUUGUGGAGUGGGAAAUGGAACGAAGGAAACGAGAAGGAGAAGGGAGAGGCACACUCAGCUCAGGGCCCGAGGGCUUGUGUCCCGAGGAGCAGACUUAAUGGCUCUGUUCCAGGAGCAGCAGCAAGGAUCUGCCUGCUGCCCUGCAGCCAAACGAGGAAUUGGACCUUUCUGGAAAUUACCGAAGAUCCGGAUAUUUUCUACUUUACACCUUUCUCUGCCUUGUAUCUGAAAGGGCUCUAAAAUGCUAUAUCAUGUUUUAGGCACUUUCUUCAUUUUUGGUUAUUUUGGUUAUUUCUUUUUUUGGGGGGGAAUCCCCCAAAAUAUUUGAACCUGGCUACAUGUUGUGUAUCUUCUUUUUUUGAAGCCUUCAGAUAGAAUAAGCCUGCCAUUUCUUGCACAAAUUUAGGUUUUUGGUUUUUUUGGUUUUUUGGGGGUGGGGGAGGGUGUAGAGCCGGGUGGGGAGAAUGGGACUGUUAGGUUGAAUUAACAUUACAAAAUGAUACAGUGCCAGAUCUCAGUUUUGCAUAUUGUUUUUCAGGGCAGGUCUGUACUGUGUGUAGUGCUGUUUACAUGGUUGAAGUUAGUUUGUAAUUAUUAUUUUUAAAGAUUUACCCAGAUUUGAUAGCAGUGUUAACUGUUAACCACAUUGCAUUAAUUUCCAGACAAUUGAGAGCUCUUGGAGAGCCAAGGCCAAUCAAGAGCAUUUGCAGUCUGGUGACAACCCCCUUUUAAGCUAAUUUAUCCAAAAUCCCUAUUUCCCUCACUUCUUGCUCAUUCCUUCUUUGACCUAUUGCAUUUCAUGUUGAGUUUAUCCAUCAACAUGCUGCACCUGUCAGUCAAGUGAGCAGUUUCAUUUUUUUUAGAACACAUUGUACUGAGAACCACUUAAGCGUUGAAUGCAGAGAAAGCAGUGCUACCUCAGUUUUGCUGGAAGUUGACUUCUUUGAUAGUUUUCUUUCUUUGAUGAAGUUUCUGUAUUUUCAUGUUUUAAGUGGAAAUACUUUGUUUUUCAUUUGUCUUGGAGCCAAAGUUUCUGUUCCUGGUGGUUGGAAGACUGUGCCUGCCGGCCAGCUGACUUGAAGGAAAACUGUGGUAUGGAGCUCUGCUUGAAUCUUUUUUUUUUUUUCCCUUUCUGAGUGUCAUCAGCUAGCUUACUUGUCUGGCAUGUGCAGAAGCCUGGGGCUGGUCUGAACUCUGCCAAACAAAUGUCAAAGUGUAUUUAAUAAAUGUGCCCUUUCCCUUCUUGCUGCACCCAUGUUGUCACUUAACCCCUAGGAGUUAUUUAUUAUCUUUUUGUUAAUGUCAGGCUCAUUUGGGGUAAUGUGAUGACUGUUUAGGUUUACAUGAUCCUCUUCUCCUUCCUCUACCCUCAAAUAUGUAUAUAUACAUAUAUUAAAUAUGUAUAUAUUUUACCUAUAUAAAAUAUAUAUAUACACACAUAUAUGUAUCUAUAUUUCUUUGUUUCUCUGCCUGCUAAACUGGCCAUAAAAGAGGGAGCUGCCUUCGAUAUUUAAAGUGUAAGUAAGAAGAGUGCCAGGGAACAUCAUAAUGGAGGCUUUCGUAUCUGAAUCUGACCAUUUUUACUACAGGAGAACAUGAAUUUGCCCACACCUUCCUUACAGGAUGGGGGCCUGUUGCCCACAUUGCUUGCUCCAUGUGGCCAGCUUUGGCCAUACUGCCAUUGGGGCCUGAGGAACUAACGGUGGUCCUAUCUGGUUUCAGUAGAGGGUCCUCUUGUUAUUUUUCCAUUAACAUAUAUAUCCUCAAAAGCUAUAUUGGAAGGUGGAUGGCAGGAGCUUGUAACAGUUCGGCUUCCAACACUUUGGAACAGAUUAAAGGGAAUCUUUUAAAUAAAAACUUAUAAAAAU